UUGCCAACCGCCAUAAAACAUCAAAAGAAGAAGACAUUGGUUUGUCAACACCAGAAGAAGAUUUCUUGAAAACUAUGAACCCUGACGCGGUGGUGAAAAAGCAGCUUGCUUUUCGAGUUGUGUGCGCGUUGAUUUGCAGCGAUAAACAGAAACAGAUAAAGAAAAAGAAACGAAUAUGGAAGAGAGAAUGUCCGGGACGUCGCGAGCAGCAUGGGCUGUCUGUUCUGCAGAGAGAGUUGGAGAUGACCGAUGAGAAUGGGUUCGGGAUGCUGCUGAGGAUGACAGCAGAGGAGUUUGAGUUUCUGCUGCAGAUGGUCGGGCCCCUCAUUACAAAGCAGCACACAAAAAUGAGACGGGCGAUAUCUUCAAGAGAUCGCCUGUCUGUGACCUUGCGGUUUUUGGCAACAGGCAAAACAUUCAGUUCCCUCAGUGCACUGUACAGGAUUGGGGCCAGCACUAUUUCAAAGAUAGUUAUGGAGACCUGUGGUGCUCUGUACCAGCUUAUGAAAACAGACUUCCUGAAGACACCAUCAACAGAAACAGAAUGGCGGGAAAUAGCCCAGGACUUUGAAUCGAAAUGGCGAUUUCCACAUUGCCUAGGUGCACUUGGAGGAAAACAGAUUUAUAUACAGCCUCCAGUAAAAAGUGGCUGCCUUGACAAUAAUAACAAGGGCAGGUUAUAUGUGACAAUAAUGGCUGCUGUGGAUGCAAAUCACAAGUUCAUUUAUGCCAGUUUGGAAACCCAAGAUAAGGUCUCUGAUGCUGGACUGUUCGCUCACUCAGACUUGUGUAAAGCGAUGGAUCAGGGUCUGCUGAAUUUUCCUCCACCUGAACCAUUGCCCAACAGUGACAUAACAAUGCCGUACAUGUUUGUGGGUGAUGAGACGCAUCCUUUAAGGCCUGAUUUCAUGAAGCCAUAUCCAAAUCAAGAGAUGGACCACAGUCAGGGGGUACUAAACUAUCGUCUUUCAAGGGCACGUAGAGUUGCAGAAAAUGCAUUCAGCGUUCUAGCAAGCAGGUUAAGGGUUUUCAGGAACACCAUAUUCUUGGAGCCUGACAAAGUGGAGAAGAUCACUAUGGCCUCUCUAUGCAUCCAUAACUUCCUCUGCGAGCGCAGGUCUGAGGCAUAUACAUGUCCAGCAUUUGCAGAUUUGAAGAAUGGGGACCACAGCAUAGCUGAAGGAACCUGGAGGAAUCCAGGGCAAGGGACUUGUCAGCCGCUUGAGCAAAGAGAGGAACACAAUGCAUUAGCUACGGCAGAAGUGCAACGAAAUCUUCUGCGUGACUACUUUGUCUCGCCGGCAGGUUGCAUUCCUUCACCAGAGGAACACAUUUAGUAUUAUAGGAAUGUUGGACUAGUAUUUUUGUAUUGGAGAACACUCAAAUGUCAAAUGCAUUUUUUAGCACUCUUCGCAAUACGCAUAGUUUCAAAGCAGCUUUACAGAAAAAUAUUUUGUGUGAGGGAGAGAUUCUGACAGAAUGCCUCUUUGCUUUUU
This is a messenger RNA of Carassius carassius (crucian carp), 1496 nucleotides long. RefSeq lists its product as uncharacterized. Bases 75 to 1337 code for a protein of 420 amino acids. The record is from RefSeq and is a predicted model, not a curated record. The transcript is spliced from 4 exons. NCBI's taxonomy places the organism in Eukaryota, Metazoa, Chordata, Actinopteri, Cypriniformes, Cyprinidae.